Molecule: messenger RNA, 1449 nt
Organism: Cricetulus griseus (Chinese hamster)
Lineage: Eukaryota; Metazoa; Chordata; Mammalia; Rodentia; Cricetidae
Source: RefSeq, a predicted model, not a curated record
AUGCAGAACUUCCUCAGGCUGCUGAGGGAGCAAGGGGACGCUCAGCCUCUGCCACCAGACCUGGUGAUCCUCGCAGGCAAGCUGUGUCAGGACUUCCAGCAGAACCCUGCUCAGAUGAUACAUCUGGUGGAAACCAUUCUGGAGAGCCAGCAUUGUUGGGAGCUGCUAAGCAAUGAAGAGGUGGCCCUGGUGUGUACCCAGGUCCUGAUCCAGAAAGAGCAGUGGCUUUUAGCCCUCCAGAUUCUAAAGGGGUGUCAGGUGCCAGGAGGCAGCCAGGAGCUGGUAGAACUCUGGAAUGACAUCCACUACCACCUGACCACGAGGAGGCUGAGUGUCACCAAGCUGAACCCAGGGCAGAGGUUUCGCUGCAGGAAGAGGAAUCCACCACCCCCUAACAUCUGCCCUGAGGGCCCAAAGAGCCGGAACUUCCUCCCAGAGGUUCGCUACCAUCUGCAAGACUUUGCUACAAGUGUGGGUGCUUAUCCCAAGAAGGCCCACCUGGAGAAACUGGCUUUGGAGACCGGCUUGACUACUGAGCAGGUGUACAACUGGUUUGCCAAUUACCGGAGGCGUCAGAGGGCUCUUCUCCUGCACAUGCCAAGAGCCCAGGAGGCCUCAUCAGAAGUCUCCAGUGCAAAGGAGAGUGGUCCUCAGCCACUCCAGCUCUCAGGAUACCAUCACAAGUCUGUGGCUGUGUCUCCAGGGUCAGUCAGAGGUGAAGGAAGUUGGACUCUACAGUCCUCCGAGAUAUCUCCAAGAUCUCAGGGGCCACAGUACCCAGCCUCGAGCUUUUCUGGAGACUACAAAACUUCACAGCCACUGGCUUUCAGGUCACUAUACGGAUAUGAGAGUUACCAGGAGUGGCCAGGUCACCAUUCUGCUGGCCUCACAUCCAUGGGCCUCACUCCUGGCCUCUGCCCUCUGGCUAGUGUCAGCCCCAUGGUUGAUUCCUCUGUGGCUGCCCCUGAGUCUUGGAUGAUGCCCCUUAUGCUGCCGUCCUUCAAGGAAAUUUUCCUCCCAAUGGAGCAACUGGGCUGUAGACAACAGCUUGACUCUGGAAUGGAUCCUGCAGUCGCGCCCAUGGCCAUGGCCAUGGCUGCCCUCAGGGGACCCAGGCAUGCAGGAUUUACUGGCCUGCCUGGUAGUCGUCCUCAGAGCCUGUACCCAGAGGAGGGCCCAGGACCAAGGAGUGGGCAGGGAGCUUCCACCCCAGACUGUAAACUUCAUCAUCUCCAGAGUUCUCUGGAGGUGAUGUCGGCCUCAUCUGCCAUGCAGCUACCUGUGUCUACCAGGGAACAGAGUCAGCCCUUGCCUUCCAGCCAGGUGCAAUGGCCUGGUGGCCAGGCCUCCUGGAAUGCUGUCUGGAGAGCCACGAUGCUCCUUGAGUUUUCCGAGGGCAACAUAGGUCAACAUGCCCGUGUGGGGAUGGGUGGCCAGCACAUGGAAUGA